UGUUUUUUCUCUCGUUGGUCGCCGCCGUUCAUUCUAGCCUAUAUCCAUGUUACAAUUAUUUACAUUGCGAUUCGUUUUGGCCGCCCGCAAGGACUUGAACGUUUAAACGACACAACACAUGAAUCAUAAAAGUAUUAUUCACUCGACACCACACUAAUCAUUUAUUCUGAGUAUACUGAUCGAAGACGAUUGCGACUACAGACGAGCGAAACAACUCUUUUCUACUGGAGCAUACGACUGACGCGCACACGCUCGAUUGCCGGCGAUAACGCGUUCGGCCAGACGCCAAACAGCAUUUCCGAAUAUUUAGAUUCACGAAUUCGACGUACGUCCUUGGUGAUUAAAUACCACCAACGUUAUAAAAAUGAGUGAACAAACUGUUUCAUACUCAUAUGGUACGGAAGUUUGGGUAAAAUUGUUCAAUCGUUAUUGGUGGCCUGGUGUAGUAGUAGAUCCCCUUACAAUUCCAGAUGAUUUGUUAGAGUAUGUGAACAAGGUUAACCCUAUUGCUGUGGUUAAAUUUGAAAAAGAACAAAAAUAUGAAGUUGUCCUCAAAAACGAUAAAAUAUUGCUAUACUCAUGCCCUCUUAAAAUGGAAUUGGUUAAAAAAGGGUAUUCUUUACAUAAGAGCCAAGAAAAAGGUACACAUUCAUCAAGUCAUUUCGAUAUGCAGCACUUUUUAACAGACGUUUUAACAAUAGAAAAGCGUAUUGGAGGUGAUAUUCUUAUUUUUGAAAAGAUAGAUAAAGCACAAGAACAAUUGAAGUCCAUCAUACAAGGUUUCACCCCUGAAAUAAAAAAGCCUAAGAAGAGAGGUAGAAAGUCUUUACAAGAAUUACAAGAAUUACAAUCGCUUACAUCGCAAACAAAACCAUCUAGAUCACAAUCAAAAUCAUCUACACCACAAUCGAAACCAUCUACACCACAAUCGAAACCAUCUACAUCACAAUCGAAACAGUCUACACCACAAUCAAAACAAAGUCCUGCUCAAAAACAAAAAUCUUUACCUCCAUCAAGAGCUAUUAAACUCCGUACACCCAUUAGAACAUCAGUAUCAAAUGGUUAUGCUUGUCAUGUACAUGUUAACUGUACUUACUCAACUAAUCGUUAUGAUCUCUUAAAACGGCAUAUGGCAACGCAUAAAAAUGAUACUAAAGAGGAAACGGUCAAGAAAUUACCUAGUUCUAAUGCUAAUAAACGAAAGAAUUUAAAGAACAAAAUAUCAGACGCAAAAAAAAUAAAAUUACAAGACGAGUUAUUAAAAGAUUGGGAAAAUGAUGGCGACGAUGAAGAUGAGGAACUUGAUACAAGUAAUGUGUCUACCAUAAUUGAAGAUAAACAAAGUACAAGUGAAAUUGCACCAACCAUGGCUGAAGUUAUGCCAAAAACAAGUGAAGUCUUACCUUCCAUAACAAAUAAAGUUCAAGAAGCGAAUAUAAAUCCUGAUAAAAUUUUAGAUUUAAAUGAAAAUAAUAAAAAUACCCCUGUUAUAGAACAAAGACAAAGUCAAUCUGGCUGUAGCUCAACUGUGGAUGAUAUAAGUGAUAAAUUUGAAAUGCAGUUAACUUCAGAUUGUAUGAAAAAAACAAUUCUCGAAAUAUCACCAAAGGAAUCCGUAUUAGUUGAGGAAAUUAAAAAAGAUCCUUCUAAUGAACCUUGUGAAAUCUAUUCAAAUGAGUUUGCAAAUGAAAUUGAUGAUCAAACAAAAAUUACCGAAUUAUUAUUAGAAAAAACAGUAAAUACUUUGGAUCAUAUAAACCAUUUUGAAAGUUCUUUAAGUGGCAUUUCGAAUACCAUAAAUAAAUCUGAUUCAAAUACGUUGACUAAAGAUGACAAUAUUAUUGGUGUAUCUGAGACAGAGGAAUUCGACUCUCUAAAUGAACCUACUAGUACAAAUAAAGAUAUUUAUACAGAGGCUAAUAGCAACAUAGACAUUGUUGAAAAUAUUACUAUUCAAAUUGAAAAUCGAGAAAUUAAUGAGGAGAAAACUAUUGAUAUAGAGGUAGUUCCAGAUGAUGUAGAAAUGAAUCAGCCGAAUGAUGAAACAAUAGAUAAAAGUAUGCCUAUUGAGGACUCAUGUUCUAUGUAUAGUAUUUCAAAUGAAAUGAGUGCUGAAGAUGUAACCACCGCAGAAAACGAUAAUGGUGAGCCCCUGAUAAAUGAUGUAGGAGAACGUGAUUGGACAAAAAAUAAUGGCUGGCCACCAGGACUUAGGAAAGCCAAACUACUCCAGCCCCUCGACAGUGACCCGAAUUAUAGACCCGCCAUGCCACCAAUAAAACCCAUCAUCGAUAACAAUUCAUUCGAACCGGUAUUCAUGUUUGAAGAAAUCACUGAUGAGCCAUCGUCUCUCAUGUUCGACGUACAAAAAGUGUUGUUGCCUUACUAUAAUAGCCGGUCAACGGAAGAAUUAAGAUCUAGUACUGAAAUAAAAGCCUUGCAGGCAGCCGUGAUGAAUGGUAAAGUGUUAGAAAUCAUUAUAAAUCAUCCAGAAGAUAUACUCGCCUACCCCGAGCAAUGAUUUUCUGGCGACAUGAAAAACUAUUGAUGUUUGAACAAACUUAAGACUGCUACACCAGCAUUACCAAGACAAGUACACACAUAAUCAGUUAUCUUUUAAAUAUAUAUUAUAAUUUAUAAUUUCCAGUUUCAUCUUCUUUUUUUGUUUUCCUCAGUGUGUAUACAUUAUGAUAUUAUAAUAUUAUGUAUAUUACAACGAAUAUUGUUCACCUCAUAUGGAAUAGCGACUUAUGUACGUACCUGAUAUAUAACUAAUUUUCCUUUUUUAUGAUAUUUGACACAGCUAUUCGAUUUUAUAUUCUACAAUGAUAAUAUUAUCGCACGACCGUCAAAUUUGUAAUUAUUAUUUUUUGGCUAUUUAAUAAGUGUUUUUGUCUAAAUCUAUACGAAAACCACUGUUUUGUUGUUUAUCAUAUUAACCUAACAUAACAAAAUGUGGUUCGGAAUUAUAAGAUUUUAUAGAUGUCGAUACUUUUCUGGCGGAAACGUGAAUACUCUUUAAUUCCGCCAUGUAUCAGGAAUUUUUUUUUUUUUAUGAUAACUUAAAUUAAUUGUUUUAUUUUACUAUUAUUUCUAUAAUUUAUUAUAUAAACGUACAAGCAUUCUACGAUUAAACUAUAAUAUUUUAUUUACUUUCAUGUUACUGCGACGUCAUUGGAAAAUUGUACACUUCAGUAAUUCGCGCGUUCAAAACAUACAAGUACUUUUAAAUACUUAGUCUAAUUUUACGAUGCGUCAUCAUUUACUUUACGCAUUACGCUGCGUAUAUAAUAUUAAUUCACUAUAAAUAUAUAUAUAUAAGUACAAAGCUUAAAUCUUAAAUAAAUUUAGUUAGAACCAUUUUUUUAUUUACUUUUUUUUAGUAUUAACUAUAACUAUAUUAAAUAAUGUGUUUAAUAGAUUUGUAAGCGAUUUAUAAAAAUGUAGUUAUUCCAUUUGAACAAUACUCGUUAGUGCCCGUCAUUUAUUAUAGUUUAAUAUAGUCACGUGUCACUGUAUUUUUAACUUUAUAGCACCGGUUCAGUUAUAUCAAACAUUUUUCCUCAAUUCGGAAUACAUUUGCUAUUUUUUUUUUAUGUGUGUAUAUAAUAUAUAAUUUUACAAAAGAAAAUAUUUUUAUGUUAUUUGAGUUGUAGACUUAUAAAGUCGUAUUAAAUUACUAAUUAGUAUAUGAUACGUUUGCUGUCUGUACGAUGUAAGUUAACCGUUUAAAAUGUCAAAAUUCCGCUACUUGUCAUAAUGUGCUAUACAAAUAUUCAUGUUCACAAAAUAAUUAUAAUAUACUUAAUAUAUUUAAAUAAUGUGUGUACAUUUUUAGUACUUGCAGUUUCCUAUAUUUAUAACAUAAGUAUAUUACCAUAUUAGAAAUAUUAAUAUUAAUCCAGUAUUGUACAUCAUCAAAGUGUCUAUAAUGAUAUUGGCGUAUUUAGGAAUUGUUUAUAGGAGGGGUCCAGAAAAUUGUCCAAACAUUGCCAGUUAAGGCCUGAGGCUUUAUCCCCUCCCGCUCUCUCGCACACAUGCACACCACAACAAACGCCUUUUAAUAGGAAUUAAAUGUAUUAAAAUAAUACAAUAUAUUAAAAAACAGAAUUUUAGAGAGCUCCAGAAAAUAAAGAAAAAUUAGAUAAUUUUA
Rhopalosiphum maidis (corn leaf aphid) is the source of this 4153-nucleotide messenger RNA. Its product is annotated as muscle M-line assembly protein unc-89-like. NCBI's taxonomy places the organism in Eukaryota, Metazoa, Arthropoda, Insecta, Hemiptera, Aphididae. The record is from RefSeq and is a predicted model, not a curated record. The transcript has 5 exons. The coding region runs from base 365 to 2521 and encodes 718 amino acids.